GUGGACUAUUAAUCAGAACGCAUUUGGUUAUCAAAGCACAUCAAACUCGGUGAAAUAAAAACAAUUUUAGAACUCUGCGAAAUCGCGAAAUUAUUCUAACUAACUUGUGAUUUGAAGUUCCGAAAUCUAUCAGUGAAAUCCUUGUGUUUAAAGAACGCUGCUUUCAGAAUAUAAUUACAUUUUGAUCAUGAAUUUUAAAAUAUUAUACGCGCGAGCUUGCCUCACUUUUCUGCUCAUUUGUGCCAGCAAUUACAUUACCGUUGCGGAUGGCAAGGCCACUGUAACUUACUUGGACGGCUAUCUGGAUACGAUAGAGCACGACUAUAUAGUACCCUAUCAACAACCGAUUACCGACUAUCAUCUGAGUCGCUUGCGUCGUGGCUACUACUACGUUGAGGACGGUUAUAUAACAGCCAUACCCGAGUCCCUCCUGUACGCAAAUAGACGUGUGGAUACCGUGUCGUCUAACAGUGAUGGAGUAACGCCGAGUGCUGCUAAAAACAAGCGUACGAAUGGCAAGCGAAAGAAGUUAUUUGUGCCAAAUUUAUUCGGUUGAGGAGGGAAUUAGUGGAAGAUGCUAAGAGAAAGAGAGAGCAUUGCCGUAAAUAUAGCGGAAAGUUUGCAGCUAAAUUAUUUAUUACACCCUAAUGAGAAUCAACGAUGCCAAUGAUGGCUCCUGCUCGUGGCUAUCUUAUUUCCCCGCUGCAUUUUUUCGCUUGGCACUUUGAGAUGAUAGACUGAAGUAUAUUUUAAUAGUUUUUUUAUUAUAAAAUAUUUUUUGAUUGUUAAAAUUUAUAUUUCGUUGUUGGACAAUAUUUAGUUUUAAAAGCAUAUGCACCUGAUUGUAUUAAGUUCACUUAUUUAUAGCAAUAUCAAUA
Messenger RNA from Bactrocera oleae (olive fruit fly), 878 nucleotides. NCBI's taxonomy places the organism in Eukaryota, Metazoa, Arthropoda, Insecta, Diptera, Tephritidae. The record is from RefSeq and is a predicted model, not a curated record.